This is a messenger RNA of Penicillium bovifimosum, 3531 nucleotides long. RefSeq names its product tRNA (34-2'-O)-methyltransferase regulator RTT10. The transcript is spliced from 3 exons. The record is from RefSeq and is a predicted model, not a curated record. Gene Ontology annotation, biological process: tRNA methylation. Gene Ontology annotation, molecular function: protein binding. Bases 1 to 3531 code for a protein of 1176 amino acids. Gene Ontology annotation, cellular component: cytoplasm. NCBI's taxonomy places the organism in Eukaryota, Fungi, Ascomycota, Eurotiomycetes, Eurotiales, Aspergillaceae.
AUGUCUCUCCCGCUUGAGCAUGUUGACGCUUGUCUUCCAAUACCCGCAUUGAAGACGUAUGUUUUGGAUGAUAGGCGUUAUGUUUUUCAAAGUCAAGGCCCAUUCUUCCGGGUGGUUGAUGUGAUCACUGGUGUUGUCGCUGCUCAGAUCCAGACAUUAAAGAGAAACGAUAUUCAUGGCUUCAUUACUUUGAAUCAACGACGGGAGGAUCGUGACCCAUGUCAUGUUCGAGUCGUUGUUUGGGGUGGUCGCUCAGUGCGAGCGAUCAACGUCUCCUUGAGCUCUAACAAUGAAAUCGAAUUGUCAAUCUCCAGUGCCGAAUACAAUGCAUCAGACUGGAUUAUGAGUGGAUGCGCAGCGGCUGAAAUCGGCCACUAUGGGGCAUUCCUCAUCACCGCCAACAAUGCACUCUUGAGUCUCGAGGUGCUUGACAGCGAGCUGCCCGGGGAAGAGAUAGAGACGACGAUAUCCAUAUACCAGCUGGCGACAAGCGUAAAGUCUAUCUUAUACUCCGCUAACGUGAUCGCUCUGUCUCCUUCCCAUGUUCUCAUUGCCGCCGGUACUGUUUUCGGAGAAAUCAUCGUUUGGUCGUGUUUUCUAAAUGACUCCGGAUCACACAGGGAUAGUGCAGUUGCCUCCAUUCACCAUUUCUUCACGGGACACGAGGGUUCAAUCUUUGAUGUCCGCAUUUCCCCACACAUCCCGUCGCUGAAUGGAGACCAGUCUGGUAGGCUACUGGCCAGCUGCAGUGACGAUAGAACUGUGAGAAUUUGGGAUAUAUCAGAUUGCGAACAAAAGACGGCACAGGAUCCUUCUGCAUAUUCCACUGACGGCUUCGAGCUGCGAAGUACAGGUUUCGGUCUCGUCGAUGCAGGCGCAGAACCCGUUGGAUCUGAAUCAUGUGUUGUGCAGGAAUUUGCCCAUGCGGCCCGCAUCUGGGGCGUCCAUUUCAGGGCUAUCCAAAAUAACAAGCAAACCCACAUUGGGCUGGUCUCUCGUGGAGAAGACUGCACAUGUGUGAUGUGGGAUUUGAGCUGGCAGCAAUCACUGGCAGGAACAAACGAGUAUCGGCUCAGCCAGACUUCCUCGAUACAACCACACAUUGGAAAGCACAUUUGGUCUCUGGAUCUUUGCAGGAUUGGCCCUGAGACUGUGGUUUACACCGGAGGUGCCGAUGGUGCAUUGAAAAGUUUUCCCAUCAGAGAGAACGAUGACGAACAUUUGUGCAGUGGCUCGACUUCUUCUUUGCAGCAACCGUCUUUGCAACAGAAGGGGAAGAAGAAGCAGCCCACGGCUGAUGGAGCGAAAGCCUUUGCAUUUGUCUCUCGGGACUAUCUUCUUCGCACUUCUACACUAGGCCAAAUUCAGAUUGGACAUCUUGGGAAAACAGAGGAGAACUUCAACACUUGGGAAACACUAUGCGAAUCAUCGGACCUCGGUUCCUUCAGUGUGAUCACCGCUCUGCCUCAGAGGGGUCUGGCAUUGAUCGGUAAUUCUGAAGGACUCAUUCGACUCUACAAUCACGCUGCAAAGUCAAUCAUCCCCGUUGCAAACGUGGGUAAAAGACCUCUCGAAUUAUUCCUCCUUGAGACUUCUGCCUCCAGACCUGAUACCUCAAAUACCUGCAGCGACCUUGCCUUCCUCGUCUGUUACCCCGUAGGAGAUGAAAUCACACUCGUGAAGGCCUCCAAUUGGAGCACUGGUUCUCCAAAUGCCGAAUUAACCACCUUCAAACUGCCAUCUUCAUUUGUGGUUUGCAGUGCGUCUCUCAUAUUUGACGGCCGAUAUUUGAGUAUUGGGUCAAAGCUGGGAGCCCUUGCUGUGUACAACACCUCCAUGGCUGAAGCCGUGUUAGAUCAGCGCCGUGUUCAUGGCCGAGAGUUUGUCAAUCACAUCAGCGUGAUCUCGUCCAUUGUCACCGGUCACGACACAAGAUCCGACUUUGUAUUGACCUGUGGUCGCGAUGGAACCUACUGUGUCCACGAGAUGCAACUUUGCGAAAGUGACUGUGGUGCUGUGACCAUGGAGACAGUACAUCGCACAGCAUCUAUUACCGGUGGAAAUAUUGAAGGUGCUUAUUUCGACGGGAACACAGGUGACUUGAUGUUGUACGGUUUCAGAUCCCAAGAUUUCGUUCUGCGAAACGAAUCAAAACUGACGGAUAUCGUCUCCAUUGCUUCAGGCGGUUUCCGCCGCGCCUGGGACUUCAUCCCAGCAACUAAAGACAGCAAUGCUCUGUUCACGUGGAAAGAUGGGACCUCUCUGAUGACUACUCGCGUACGAGCCGGCGCUAGCACUUUGAUUCGAGCGGGAGGCCAUGGGCGGGAAAUUAAAGCAACGGAUUCUUUCAACGCGUCUGGUGAAGAACGAUCUCUUCUUGCGACUGGUGCAGAAGACACCACUGUUCGUAUCUUCACACCGACCUCGUCGGUGACUGCUAGUCCAUGGGGAACCUUUGAAUGCCUACGUGUCUUGGAUACACAUAAGUCCGGUAUCCAGCAGGUGACUUGGUCUAAGGAUGGGAAGUACCUGUUCACAAGCGCUGCGUACGAAGAGUUCUUUGUGUGGAGAGUCCGUACCAUUCCCAAAUUCGGCAUUGCUACAAAAUUGGUCGCUGCUAGUCCAAAGGAUGAUGUGCAUUCAGAUCUCCGGAUACCGGGGUUCGAUUUGCUGGAAGUGGAAGAGGUUGGAGGGGAGCAGGGCUUCCUCCUGUGUCUUGCUCUUUCAAACUCAGUCAUCAAGGUCUUCCACUUCUCGCCAUCUAAUGGAGGUCAAUUCACUCUCCUGGCUCGUGGCAAAUACAUGACCAAUUGUUUGACUCAAGCGCACUUCUUGGUGACCAGCUCUUCCGUGAGCCUUAUCACCGCCGCGACGGAUGGCUACUUCACACUUUGGGACCUGACCAGCACAAUUGAACCAUUCUACACGAUCACCCAGUCCACUCUCAAGGCGAAGCGAAAAUUCGACGGCUCUUCCAUCUCAUCAGAAAAUAUCGCAUGCGAAAAUCGAUACCAGAUCCAUUCCAACAGCAUCAAGGGUAUGCAAAUAGUUCCCUUCUCCGACGCCGCCACAGUCGUUGUAGCUGGAGGUGACGAUAACUCUCUAUCUGUCUCCGUCCUACGCACAGACCCAGCAGACGCCGGCACGAAUGCGCACGUAGCUACGGUUUCCAUCCCGGAUGCUCACGCUGCGGCAGUCACCACGGUGAAGGUUCUCAACCAGCAGAUCUCUCGUGAUGUUACAUCGAACGCGGAAUCUAUCAAGAUCACCGUGGCGUCCUCCGGUAACGACCACCGAGUCAAGGUAUGGUCCAUUACGGUGGACCCAACGGUACCUGGCACGCAGGGGAUCGUUGUGAAGUUUUUACUGGACAGAUACAGCUCUGUAGCUGAUAUCUCAUCAUUGGGACUUAUCCAUGGACCUGGACAUUGCUCUCCCGCUGAGCGCCAAGUGUCUGGAUCCAAAACAGACCAGGCUCAACUGGUGGUAUGCGGUGUGGGCAUGGAAAUGUUUAGUGUCAAGGCUCAAUGA